Messenger RNA from Trematomus bernacchii (emerald rockcod), 1178 nucleotides. RefSeq names its product phosphatidylinositol glycan anchor biosynthesis, class L (gene pigl). Gene Ontology annotation, molecular function: N-acetylglucosaminylphosphatidylinositol deacetylase activity. The transcript is spliced from 7 exons. The record is from RefSeq and is a predicted model, not a curated record. Gene Ontology annotation, cellular component: endoplasmic reticulum. The coding region runs from base 17 to 829 and encodes 270 amino acids. Lineage: Eukaryota; Metazoa; Chordata; Actinopteri; Perciformes; Nototheniidae. Gene Ontology annotation, biological process: GPI anchor biosynthetic process.
GGUAACGGUCAAAAUAAUGAGUGUUUACCCGGCUGUCUUUAUAGUUUUAUCCUAUUUGGUUUGGAUAAAAUGCAUUUACUAUCGACAUCGAAGCUCUUUGGUGAAGUCGUUGAAUCAUUUUAUGAACGUGUUAACAAGCAGAGACACAGUCGGCGCAGACAUCAGAGCUCUGGUUGUGACUGCGCAUCCGGAUGAUGAAUGUAUGUUCUUCGCGCCAACGAUUAUACGUCUCGUUGAGUUAAAAGCCAGCGUUCAUUUGCUGUGUUUAUCAGAAGGAAACUACUACAAUCAAGGAGCUCAGCGUAAACAAGAACUUCUCAACAGCUGUGCAGUGUUGGGGAUACCAGACUCCAGAAUCACCAUAGUAGACCAUACAAAACUCCCCGAUGAUCCCAAAGCAGAAUGGAGCGUCUCCCUGGUCUCUUCUUUAAUUGUGAAGCACAUGAGAGAGCACUCCUUCAACAUGGUGCUGACCUUCGAUGGGAGCGGAGUGAGCGGCCAUGCCAAUCACACAGCCAUCCAUAAAGCUGUCAGCUAUCUGGCUUCCACUGGACAAGUACCCAAUGACUGCUGUUUGCUCUCCCUGGUGACCGUUGGCCUCUUCAGGAAGUACAUUUCUUUCCUGGAGCUUCCCUUCAGCUGGCUGCUGCCCUGCAGCCUCCGCUGUUUCCUCGGCUCACAGGGCUACAGGCAAGCCAAAGAUGCCAUGUAUUGCCACCGCACCCAGCUCCUGUGGUUUCGUUACCUCUACAUCACCAUGUCUCGAUACAUGUUCAUCAACACGUUCCAAAUUAUCCCACAAGGUCCAAAGAACCUGAAGAUCUAUUGAGUUAUGAGAUAAACUGAUGCACUGACUGUUACUUUGUUUUCCUGCUGCCUAUCUACUAGAUAACUGUGGUGAAGAGUGAAUAAGGGUUUACAAAUCAGAUGAGCUGUUUUGCUCACUGUAAAAAGAAAAUACUCAGUACUUUACUUUUUCAAAGAAGACUCAGCGUUUUAUCGUAAGUCCUUUCCAUAAAUAAUGCUGACUUUUCGUUUCUCAAAAAUCUUUAUUGUUAUUACACUGUAUAAAAGCAACACUACGGAUACAGUUUUGUAAUCUUAUGUCAAAGAUUAUUAAAAAAUACUGUAAAACAUUUUUGAUACUGAUGAUUAAAAUAAGCUUGAUUCUUAAAUCA